AUGGUCUAUCCAGCAUCGGUCUUCAUCACUGGUGCGAAUAGGGGCAUCGGUCUUGCUCUGGUGCAAACAUUUCUCAAAAUCAGUGUAGUGGAACAUGUUUUUGCUGGUGUAAGGAAUCCCGAUGGUGCUAAGGACUUAAAAGCCAUCAGUGACGACCGACUGAAAAUCGUAAAAAUUGACCUUGAAAAUGACCAGUUAAUCAAGGAUGCCUAUGCUCAGGUGGAGAAGGUUGUAGGGGAUCAUGGAUUGAAUCUUCUAGUAAACAAUCCAGGUGUUAUGUCGUCGUACUCUACCAAUGGACCCAUUUCCAGAGAAACAUUGGCAAAGUGCAUUAAUGUAAACACAGUGGGUACGACCAUUGUAAGUCAGACUUUCCUACCCCUUCUGAAAAAAGCUUCUGCUCGAUUUUCCGAUGAUCACCAGGGGGUCGAUCGAGCUGCAAUCAUAAAUAUAUCGAGUGACUGGGGUACCAUCAGCCUGAACAAUGAUGGGUCAGAUUCUUCAGGUGCUCUUGCCUACAAAAUUAGUAAGGCUGGCGUCAAUCAGCUCGGCAAAACGAUGGCUGUUGAUUUGGCCGGUGAUAAAAUAAUUGUGACGCAGUUCCAUCCGGGUUGGGUGCAGACUGACAUGGGUGGACGAAAUGCUGCUGUCACUCCGACUGAGUCCGCUACAUCUUUGGUCGACUCAAUGUCAAAACUGCAAAAACAACAUAGCGGUGGAUUUUACGAUCGCCAUCUUAACGUUAUCCCUUACUAACUUGGAGGUUUUUAUUGCAAUAUUUUGGCUCUUCAUACAAUGUCUCUAAUUGUAGUCAUUUUCGUC
Molecule: messenger RNA, 822 nt
Organism: Cylicocyclus nassatus
Lineage: Eukaryota; Metazoa; Nematoda; Chromadorea; Rhabditida; Strongylidae
Source: the annotation of a GenBank genome assembly